Messenger RNA from Ceratotherium simum simum (southern white rhinoceros), 818 nucleotides. RefSeq names its product chromosome 23 C8orf82 homolog (gene C23H8orf82). The record is from RefSeq and is a predicted model, not a curated record. Lineage: Eukaryota; Metazoa; Chordata; Mammalia; Perissodactyla; Rhinocerotidae.
GGAAAGGAGCGUCGGGGCCGCCGGACCGGCCAGGCGAGCUCCUCAGACCCCGCCGGAACUCAAAGCGCGAGGCCGCGGCCGCCGGAGGACGCGUGUUCUCGCAGCGCCGCCUGCGCGUGACCCUCCGACCGCUUCCGGCUCGGGAGGAGGAUGUGGCCGGCGUGCGGGGCGCUCCGGGCCAGGCCUCUGGCCUUGGCGCGGUCUACCGGGACGAGGGCCUGUGGUGGGGGCGCGGGCGUCUCCUACACGCAGGGCCAGCGCCCCGAGCCCCGGACGCGCGAGUACUUUUACUACCUGGAUCAUCAGGGCCAGCUUUUCCUGGACGACUCCAAAAUGAAGAACUUCAUCACCUGCUUCAAAGACCGGCAGUUCCUGGUCACCUUCUUCUCCCGCUUGAGACCCAACCGUAGCGGACGCUACGAGGCCUCCUUCCCCUUCCUCUCGCCCUGCGGAAGGGAGCGCAACUUCCUGCGCUGCGAGGACCGGCCCGUGGUCUUCACGCACCUGCUGGCCGCGCGCCCCGGGCCCCCGCUCCUCUCCUACUGCGGCGGCGGGGAGGCCUUGACGGUGCCCUUCGAGCCCGCGCGCCUGCUGCCCCUGGCCGCCAACGGGCGCCUCUACCACCCGGCGCCGGAGCGCGCGGGCAGCGUGGGCCUAGUGCGCUCGGCCCUGGCCUUCGAGCUCAGCGCCUGCUUCGAGUACGCGCCUGGCGCGCCCGCGCUGCCCUCGCAUGUGCGCUGGCAGGGCCGCCGCCUCGCCCUCACCAUGGACCUGGCCCCGCUGCUGCUCGCCGCCCCACCGCCCUGAGCGCCUCCCCU